Molecule: messenger RNA, 576 nt
Organism: Macrosiphum euphorbiae (potato aphid)
Lineage: Eukaryota; Metazoa; Arthropoda; Insecta; Hemiptera; Aphididae
Source: the annotation of a GenBank genome assembly
AUGCCAAGAGGAAAAUGGACCAACCACAAAGGACGGAGUCGCAGGUUCACGAAUCCCGAAGAACUAGAAGAACAGAGAAAACGCGAAGAACAGGAGAGAAGAUGGAAGAAAAAUAACAGAGGCGAUGAUGAAUCGUCGAGCGAGGAAGAAGAAAAACCCGCGACCAAAGGAGACAAGAGCAAUAGCGAGGACGAAUCGGAAAGUGAAAGCGAAUCCGAAGAAGAAUCCGACGAUAAUAAAAAAGGUGUCGCUGGCCUGAUACAAAUCGAGAAUCCAAAUAGGAGACAGUUAAAAGCAAAGAAAUUAGCUACGCUUAACGAAACCUUAGAUACAGCAGAACCAGCCCAAUUAUCUAGACGCGAAAGAGAAGAAGUUGAAAGACAACGGAAAAAAUUGCACUAUCAAAAGCUGCAGGCUGAAGGUAAAACAGAUGAAGCAAGAGCAGAUUUAGCUAGAUUAGCAAUCAUUAAACAACAACGUGCAGAAGCUGCAAAAAAGAGAGAAGAUGAGAAAAAAGAAAAGGAGAUGGCUAAGAUUCAAAAAUCAGCCGAGAUGCAAAAAGCACUCGGAAAAUAG